AUGUGCUUCAUCCCGAACUCACCGUGGGCGAUGACCCUCGACGUUGUUGGCGGGAAAGAAUCGGCACCCGUGAUGAUUGGGUCACUGGCGACGCCCUUCGCCUUGUUGCCGGAGGUCUCGACAACCAUACCGGCGCUGGUGGCGAACGGGCGGUGGAUGUUGCCGGCAUUGAUGUCGCUGCCGGGUAACGUGGUGGUGCGGCCAGUGUGGGCGCACAAUCUGCAGGACGAGGUGGAGCUAAUCGAGUCGCUCCUGCCACGCUUCCGGUACGCCGCAGUCGACACGGAAUUCCCGGGGACGGUGUACCGGCCCAAGGUGCCGGCGUACGCACUCACGGAGGAGAAGAAGUACGCCCUGCUCAAGGCGAACGUCGACGGGCUGCACCUGAUCCAACUAGGCCUCACUCUGUUCGACGCGGCGGGCCGGCUCCCGGACCUUGGCACCGGCGGCGCCGUGCAGUACGUGUGGGAGUUCAACUUUCGCGAAUUCGACGUCCGGCGCCACCGCUAUGCACCCGAAUCAAUUGAGCUGCUGCGGGGCAAGGGCGUGGACUUCGACCGGACACGCCGGGAGGGAAUCGACGGGGCGGCGUUGGGCCCGCGGCUGCGCAAGCUGCUGCGCGGUGGCCUUGGCGAUGCCGGGGUGAUCACGUUCAGCGGCACCUACGACCUGGCGUACCUCGUCAAGCUGAUGCUAGGCCGCGGGUACAAGCUGCCCGUCACGCCGGCGCAGUUCGAGAGCGUCGUGAAGGCCAUGGUCCGCAAGAGGCUGUACGACGUUAAAGAGAUGGCGCGUCGCUGCCCUGGCGACGUCGACCUCCGCGGCGGGCUGGACCGCGUGGCCGGGAAACUGGACGUGAGGCGGGCCGUCGGUGAGGCGCACCAGGCCGGUUCCGAUAGCCUGCUCACGUGCCAGGCGUUCAUGAAGAUACGGGAGCGCUACUUCCUCGACGAUCACGAGCUGACGACCCUCGCUGGCGUGGUGGCCGGCGUCACCGUGUGCUGA
Messenger RNA from Triticum turgidum subsp. durum (durum wheat), 1005 nucleotides. NCBI's taxonomy places the organism in Eukaryota, Viridiplantae, Streptophyta, Magnoliopsida, Poales, Poaceae. The record is from the annotation of a GenBank genome assembly.